This is a messenger RNA of Drosophila bipectinata, 1076 nucleotides long. RefSeq names its product AP-1 complex subunit sigma-2 (gene AP-1sigma). Lineage: Eukaryota; Metazoa; Arthropoda; Insecta; Diptera; Drosophilidae. Gene Ontology annotation, biological process: intracellular protein transport; vesicle-mediated transport. Gene Ontology annotation, molecular function: clathrin-cargo adaptor activity. The record is from RefSeq and is a predicted model, not a curated record. Gene Ontology annotation, cellular component: AP-1 adaptor complex; intracellular membrane-bounded organelle; membrane coat.
CGAUUGGCAAAAGCAGAAAGAAGAAGAAUUUUCUAUGUGUGUUUUGCUCAGUUGCUGCAUGGAAAAAUAGUAUUAUUGGCUAUAUUCGUUUAAAUAAAGCACUUAAAACACCAAAAACACAAGGAAAAAGCAGUCAAAAUGAUGCUAUUCAUGCUGCUGUUCAGCCGGCAGGGAAAGCUUCGACUGCAAAAAUGGUACAUGGCAUACCCCGAUAAGGUGAAAAAGAAGAUCACCCGCGAGCUGGUGACCACGAUAUUGGCCCGGAAGCCCAAGAUGUGCUCCUUCCUGGAAUGGAAAGACUGCAAAAUUGUCUACAAAAGGUACGCCAGCUUGUAUUUCUGUUGCGCCAUCGAGCAGAACGACAAUGAACUGCUGACACUAGAGAUCAUCCAUCGCUACGUGGAGUUGUUGGAUAAGUACUUUGGCAGCGUCUGUGAACUAGACAUAAUUUUCAACUUUGAAAAAGCGUACUUCAUUUUGGACGAGCUGCUAAUUGGCGGCGAGAUCCAGGAGACGUCGAAAAAGAACGUACUUAAGGCAAUCGCCUCGCAGGAUCUGCUCCAAGAGGAUGAGACCCCGCAGAGUUUCUUCGAUGAUCAUGGCCUUGGCUAAGUUGGCUACCAUAAGCAAAAUUAUAUUACUUAUCGAACCCAUUUCAAGUCGCCUUAAAUGUAUGCGUGUAUUUGUAUUUAACGUAAACCCGAAAGAUGAAUGGUUCUAUUAUUAUUUAACCACCACCCUGUGUCAGCAUAAAAUAUAGUGUAUAGAAAUGCUGUUAAACGUACUCCUAAUUUUCGCUUGGCAAAUGCAAUUUGCAACUAAAACCUGUAUUCUACCAUAUAUAAGCAGCAAUAUCCUUUUGCUCACACACACAUUCGUACUUGUAAGGAAUAACUUUUUAGAUAUAAGCCAAGUCAAGCGAAGCAAAACUAUCUAUAUCGACGGUGUGCUCAACUUUUUAGUUGUAAGAUAAAAGUCCUCAAAUAUAUGGAAAUUGCUGUACCCGAAGUAACCAAAAAAUGAUCUGUUUGCUUUCUAAAUAACUUUCAAUUAAAUAAAAGCUGUACUGACUGUGA